GUGCUGUACUUCUUGGCAGUGUACAAGGGCUAACAGUUAAUAUUGACCCGGUCAUAUAUACGUGGCUCAUCUAUCAGCCUCAGAAACGAACAAGUAGACACAUGCAACAGCAGCCUGUUCCUCUUGUUAUGCCAAUCAGCAGAAGAAAGGAGGAUGAGGUGUCUGUUGGAAGUGCACCCUUGGCAAAGCAGCAAUCAUAUCAGGCCUCUGAAUAUGCCAGCAGCCCUAUUAAAACAAAAACAAUAACAGAAUCCCGACCAUUGUCAGUUCCUGUGAAAGCCAUGCUGAAUAUAUCUGAAGGCUGUAGAAGUCCUGAAGAAAGAAUGAAAGAAUUUAUUGGAAUAGUAUGGAAUGCAGUAAAGAGUCUCACACUACAGCUUGAAGUGCAAUCUUGUUGUGUGUUCAUUCCAAAUGAUAGCCUGCCUUCCCCAAGUACAAUUGUAUCUGGUGACAUUCCUGGAACAGUAAGAAGUUGGUACCAUGGACAAACCAGAAUGCCAGGAACGCUUGUCCUGUGUUUGCCUCAAAUAAAGAUUAUUAGUGCUGGUCACAAGUAUAUGGAACCUCUGCAGGAGAUUCCAUUUGUCAUCCCACGACCCAUCCUUGAAGAAGGUGAUGCUUUUCCUUGGACCAUCAGCUUGCAUCAUUUCAGCAUAUAUACUCUUCUUGGAAAACAAGUGACACUUUGCCUAGUGGAACCUAUGGGUUGUACCUCUACUCUAGCUGUCACGUCUCAAAAACUACUCGCUACAGGACCUGAUACAAGGCAUUCAUUUAUUGUCUGUCUCCAUGUUGACCUAGAGUCACUAGAGAUAAAAUGCUGUAAUCCUCAGGUUCAGCUCUUCUGUGAACUAACUGAUAUUAUGAAUAAGGUCUGGAAUAAGAUUCAGAAGAGGGGCAAUCUCAAUCCAUCUUCAGCCUAUUCAGAGACCGUGGCAGGACCUGUCCCUAGUUCUCCAGUUAGAAGCAGCGUAGGCACAGCUCCUCCAGAUACUAGCACAUGCAGCCCAUCUGCCGACAUUGGAACUACUACUGAGGGAGAUUCUAAUCAAGCAGGUGAUGACUCACCAUUCUCAGAUUCUGUUACCUUGGAACAAACUACAAGUAACAUUGGUGGAUCCAGUGGACGUGUUAGUCUGUGGAUGCAGUGGGUGCUCCCCAAAAUUACUGUAAAGCUCUUUGCUCCAGAUCCUGAAAAUAAAGGCACAGAGGUUUGUAUGGUCAGUGAACUAGAAGAUCUCAGUGCUUCCAUAGAUGUCCAGGAUGUAUACACCAAAGUGAAAUGUAAAAUAGAGAGUUUCAAUAUUGAUCACUAUAGAAGCAGGCCAGGGGAAGGUUGGCAGUCAGGACAUUUUGAAGGAGUAUUUCUGCAGUGCAAAGAAAAACCUGUGACGACCACAAAACUUCUAGAUGGCUCUCAUCAACAGCAUGGAUUUCUCUCUCUGACAUAUACUAAAGCUGUAACAAAAAAUGUUCGCCACAAGUUGACAUCAAGAAAUGAGCGAAGAAGUUUUCAUAAGUUAUCUGAAGGUUUAACGGAUGGUUCCCCUCAUUUUCUUCAUGAAAUUCUCCUUUCAGCACAAGCCUUUGAUAUUGUCCUUUGUUUUCCUUUACUAAAUGCCAUCACAAGUAUAUUUCAAGCAAAACUACAAAAGACCCAAAAAGAGAAAAGAAAAUCUCCUGGGCAGCCCAUGAGGACCCUUACGCUGACUUCACGCAAUUUACCUUUGAUUUAUAUCAAUACAAGUGUAAUCAGAAUUUUUGUUCCAAAAAUAGAGGAAAUGCAACCAACUGUUGAAGUUAAUCAGGCAGCAAAAGAAGACACCAUGGUUUUGAAGAUCGGCUCUGUUGCCAUGGCUCCCCAGGCUGACAAUCCCCUUGGCAGAUCUGUCCUCAGGAAAGAUAUUUACCAACGAGCCUUGAACUUAGGAAUUCUUCGAGAUCCUGGAUCAGAAAUUGAAGAUAGACAAUAUCAAAUAGACCUGCAGUCCAUCAAUAUUGGUACUGCACAAUGGGAUCAACUAAAACCAGAGAAGGAAAGUAGUACAGGAGGUGUGCUAACAGAGAGUGAGAGGAAUUCUCAAAAUCCAGCCCUUGAGUGGAAUAUGGCCAGCAGCAUACGGCGGCAUCAAGAAAGGAGAGCAAUUUUGACCCCUAUUUUGACAGAUUUUUCCGUACGAAUAACUGGAGCACCAGCCAUCAUUUUCACCAAAAUAAUUUCUCCAGAAAAUUUGCAUGCCGAGGAGAUUUUAGUAAGUGGCCAUUCCUUGGAGGUGAAUAUAACCACAAACCUGGACUUCUUCCUAAGUGUGGCUCAAGUUCAGCUCUUACAUCAGUUAGUAGUAGCAAAUAUGACUGGACUGGAACCAUCAAACAAGGCCACAGAGAUCUCUAAACAAGAACAGAAAAAAAUGGAUAUGUUUGAUGGAGGCAUGGCUGAGACCUCAUCUCGCUACAGUGGUGCUCAGGACAGUGGAAUUGGCAGUGACAGUGUUAAAAUAAGAAUAGUACAAAUAGAGCAGCACAGUGGUGCCAGUCAGCAUCGCAUUGCCCGUCCCUCACGCCAGUCAUCAAUUGUAAAAAAUCUAAACUUUAUUCCCUUUGACAUAUUUAUUACUGCAAGUAGAAUCUCACUGAUGACCUAUUCCUGUAUGGCCUUACCCAAAUCGAAGUUACAAGAACAGAAGGAUAAUGAAAAAACAAGUGAGAGUUCAUUAAAUCUCCCAGAAGUUGAUUCAGAUGUUGCUAAGCCCAACCAGGCAUGUAUUUCCACAGUGACAGCAGAUGAUCUCUUAAGCAGCAGCGUUUCUUUUCCUUCAGGGAAAAAAAUAGGAGUCCUGUCUCUUGAAAGUCUCCAUGCGUCCACAAGGUCAUCUGCUAGGCAAGCGCUUGGUGUAACUAUUGUUCGACAGCCUGGUCGAAGAGGAACCGGUGACUUACAGCUAGAACCUUUUCUGUACUUUAUUGUGUCCCAACCUUCCUUGCUUUUGAGUUGUCACCACCGAAAGCAGCGAGUGGAAAUAUCCAUUUUUGAUGCUGUGCUUAAAGGGGUAGCCUCUGAUUACAAAUGUACAGAUCCUGGGAAGACUCUGCCUGAAGCCCUUGAUUACUGCACUGUUUGGCUGCAGACAGUGCCUGGAGAAAUAGACAGCAAAAGUGGUAUUCCACCUUCCCUUAUAACACUACAAAUUAAAGACUUUCUUAAUGGACCAGCAGACAUCAACUUGGAUAUGUCAAAGCCUUUGAAAGCAAACCUGAGUUUUACCAAACUGGAUCAGAUAAACCAUUUUUUAAAGAAGAUAAAAAAUGCACACAACUUUGCACAUAGCAAAGAGACUUCAGCUCUUUCAGACACCGUGCUGAAUAAGGAUGAGCUUCCAGUCUCCAAAUGUUACCGCAGAAAGUUGUCUAAACCUAAAGUUCAUGGUGACGGAGUACAAAAGAUUCCACUUCAAGAAAACGUGUGGAGAGCUGUUUCCUGCUUUCAAAAAAUUUCUGUCCAUACUACUCAGAUUGUGAUCUCCAUGGAAACUGUCCCCCAUCCUAGUAAACCAUGCGUGUUAGCCUCUCUGUCAAACCUCAGUGGAAGCCUUAGUGUCAAAGCAUCACAAAAAGUACCUGGCAUAAUUCUUGGGUCAUCAUUUCUACUCAGCAUAAAUGAUUUUCUCCUUAAAACAAGUCUCAAAGAAAGAAGUCGGAUUCUGAUAGGACCAUGUUGUGCUACUGCCAAUCUGGAAGCUAAAUGGUGUAAACACAGUGGCAAUCCAGGCCCAGAACAAUCCAUACCAAAAAUAUCUGUCGAUUUAAGAGGAGGUCUGCUACAGGUCUUCUGGGGUCAAGAACAUUUGAAUUGUUUAGUUCUUCUACAUGAAUUACUCAAUGGAUACCUUAAUGAGGAGGCAAAUUUUGAAGUGCAAGUUUCUGAACCGGUGCCUCAAAUGCCAUCUCCUAUGGACAAGAAUCAGACCUUUAAAAGUGAAUACAGUUCAGAUGACCUACGGACAGGUCUAUUUCAGUAUUUUUAUUUGACAGAACCUUUGAAACUGCCUGGUGUCUAUGAAGUCUUGUUUUAUAAUGAAACCGAAGAUAGCCCAGGGAUGAUGUUAUGGAGGUAUCCAGAAUCUAGAGUGCUCACCCUUGUACGAAUAACUCCUGUGCCUUUCAACACCACAGAGGAUCCAGAUAUUAGCACAGCAGACCUUGGUGAUGUGCUACAGAUUCCGUGUAGUUUGGAAUACUGGGAUGAACUUCAGAAGAUUUUUGUUGCAUUUCGAGAAUUUAAUCUGUCUGAAAGCAAAGUCUGUGAAUUGCAGUUGCCAGAUAUCAAUCUUGUGAAUGACCAGAAGAAAUUAGUAUCCUCAGAUCUUUGGAGAAUUGUCCUGAACAGCAGUCAAAAUGGAGCUGAUGACCAAAGCUCUGCCAGUGAAUCUGGUUCCCAAAGCACUUGUGAUCAACUUGUAACUCCAACAGCCCUGGCUGCCUGUACCAGAGUGGACUCCUGUUUUACCCCAUGGUUUGUCCCAUCUCUCUGCAUUUCCUUCCAAUUUGCUUGCCUGGAGUUCCGUCUUUGUCAUCACCUUGAUCAACUAGGCACAGCGCAACCACAGCACCUAAAGCCAUUCAUUUCUGAUAAAAAUGUGCCAUCUGAACUAGAAUACAUGAUUGUUUCCUUCAGAGAACCACACGUGUAUCUUCGACAGUGGAAUAAUGGUUCUGUCUGUCAGGAGAUUCGAUUCUCAGCUCAAACAGACUGUAAACUUCUAGAGUGCAGAAAUGUUACAAUGCAAAGCGUGGUGAAACCCUUCAGCAUGUUUGGACAGGUUGCAGUUUCCAGCAGUACAGUUGAAAAGCAGCUCGACUGCACCAUGAUAGUUGACUCUAUAUUUGUAAACUUUGGACAGCAUAUAGUUCAUUCUCUAAACACUGCAAUACAAGCUUGGCAACAGAACAAAUGCCCUGAGGUAGAGGAGUUGGUCUUCAGCCAUUUUGUGAUAUGUAAUGACACACAGGAGACACUGCGGUUUGGCCAGGUGGAUACUGAUGAAAAUAUUCUGCUGGCGAGUCUCCACAGUCACCAGUACAGCUGGCGCUCUCACAAAUCCCCACAGCUGUUACACAUCUGUAUUGAAGGUUGGGGCAAUUGGCGUUGGUCAGAGCCUUUCAGUGUGGACCAUGCUGGGACUUUUAUUAGAACAAUUCAGUAUAAGGGUCGAACCGCUUCACUCAUCAUCAAGGUUCAGCAACUUAGUGGAGUGCAAAAACAGAUUAUCAUCUGUGGAAGACAGAUCAUCUGUAGUUACUUGUCUCAAAGCAUAGAACUAAAAGUCGUUCAGCAUUACAUUGGUCAAGAUGGACAAGCUGUGGUUCGAGAACAUUUUGACUGCCUCACAGCCAAACAGAAAUUGCCUUCAUACGUACUGGAAAACAAUGAACUGACAGAGUUGUGUGUGAAAGCCAAAGGAGAUGAAGAUUGGUCAAGAGAUGUGUGCCUAGAAUCCAAAGCCCCUGAGUAUAGCAUUGUCAUUCAGGUGCCAUCUUCAAACAGUUCCAUUAUUUAUGUCUGGUGCACAGUUUUGACUUUAGAACCCAACUCUCAAGUGCAACAACGAAUGAUUGUGUUCAGCCCUCUUUUUAUCAUGAGGAGUCAUCUUCCAGACCCCAUUAUCAUACAUUUGGAGAAAAGGAGUCUGGGAUUGAGUGAAACACAAAUUAUUCCAGGAAAAGGGCUGGAAAAACCACUGCAAAACAUAGAACCUGACCUUGUACAUCACCUAACAUUUCAAGCAAGAGAAGAAUAUGAUCCUUCAGAUUGUGCUGUUCCCAUCUCAACAUCCCUCAUUAGGCAAAUAGCCACUAAGAUAUACCCUGGAGGCACAGUUAAUCAGAUCCUUGAUGAAUUCUAUGGGCCAGAAAAGUUCCUUCAACCCACAUGGCCCUAUAAUAAGAAAGAUUAUGACAGGAAUGAACAGCUGAGUCAGUGGGAUAGCCCAAUGCGAGUGAAGCUGUCAGUCUGGAAGCCAUAUGUUAGAACUUUGUUGAUAGAACUUCUACCGUGGGCCCUGCUUAUCAAUCAGUCCAAGUGGGACCUCUGGCUAUUUGAAGGAGAGAAGAUUGUUCUACAGGUUCCUGCUGGCAAAGUUAUUAUUCCUCCUAAUUUUCAGGAAGCUUUUCAAAUUGGAAUAUACUGGGCAAAUACAAACACUGUGCACAAGUCAGUAGCAAUUAAGCUGGUCCAUAACCUGACAUCUCCAAAGUGGAAAGAUGGAGGUCAUGGUGAAGUUGUGACAUUGGAUGAAGAAGGGUUUGUCGAUGCUGAAAUAACACUUGGUGCUUUCCCAGGACAUCAGAAGUUAUGUCAGUUCUGCAUUUCUUCCAUGGUACGGCAUGGUAUACAGAUUAUUCAGAUUGAAGACAAGACUAUAAUAGUCAAUAAUACACCAUAUCAAAUAUUUUAUAAACCACAGUUAUCUGUCUCCAACCCCCAUUCUGGAAUGGAGUAUUUUCAUGAUCCAGACAGUGCAACUUUUAGCAUUUGCCCAGGUGGAGAUCAGCCUGCAAUGAAAUUCAGCUCCCUUCCUUGCUGGGACUUAUUGCCUGAUAUCAGUCAGUCAGCGUUGGACGCAACCCUGCUUCAGAAACAGAUCUUGCUGGGCUUUUCUCCUGCCACAGAUGCCAACAGCUCACAGUGCUGGAGCCUGCCAGCUAUAGUUAGACAAGAGUUUCCAAGACAGAGUGUGGCAGUGCCCUUCAGGAAUUUUAGGGAAAAUGGAUUCUGUACCAGGGCUAUAGCACUGACAUAUCAAGAACACUUUGGAGUGACUUAUCUAACCCUCUCAGAAGACCCUAGUCCUCGAGUAAUUUUCCACAACAGAUGUCCAGUAACAAUGCUUAUAAAGGAAAAUAUUAAAGAUACUCCAAAGUUUGAGGUUUAUUGCAAAAAAAUUCCUUCUGAGUGCUCAAUUCAUCAUGAGUUAUAUCAUCAGAUUUCCAGUUAUCCAGACUGCAAGACCAAAGACCUCCUUCCUAGCCUCCUUUUGAGAGUAGAAUUGCCGGAUGAAAUAACCACUGAGUGGAGCGAUGCCAUCGACGUCAAUAGCCAGGGAACACAGGUUGUGUUCCUGACUGGCUUUGGCUAUGUGUACGUGGACAUUGUCCAUCAGUGUGGCACGGUCUUCAUCACUUUAGCCCCAGAAGGAAAAGCAGGAUCUAUUUUAAUUAAUACCAACAGAACUCUGGAGAAGAUUGUUACAUUUAAAAUGUUCAUCACUCAGUUGAGCCUGGCAGUCUUUGAUGAUCUCACCCACCAGAAAGCAUCAUCUGAACUUCUGAGACUCACACUGGACAAUGUUUUUCUCUACAUGGCCCCAGGCGCUGGUCCCCUCCCUGGGGAAGAGCCCGCUGCUGCACUCUUUCAGCUUUACUGUGUGGAGGUCUGCUGUGGGGACCUGCAGUUGGACAACCAGCUUUAUAACAAGUCCAAUUUCCACUUUGCUGUCUUGGUCUGCCAGGGAGAAAAAACAGAACCAACUCAGUGUUCCAAAAUGCAGAGUCUCCUUGUAUCCAGCAAAGAUUUGGAAGAAUAUAAGGAAAAUUGUUUUAUCAAGCUUUGCAUCACCUUAACUGAGGGCAACAGCUUCCUAUUUGAUAUUAAUGAGUUUAGUUUUGAAUUGAAACCUGCACGGUUAUAUGUGGAAGACACAUUUGUACACUACAUCAAAACUUUAUUUGACACUUACCUUCCUACCAGCAAUCUGGCUGGUCAAUCCCUGCAACUCUGCAGUGGUGAACAGGUGUUGCCCAUGCAGGUCAGACAGCAUGCCAGGGCCUUGGUGAAUCCCGUGAAGUUACGGAAACUGGUGAUACAGCCAGUGCAUCUGCUCGUCAGCAUCCACGCUUCUCUCAAGCUGUACAUAGCCUCCGACCACACUCCUCUCUCCUUCUCAGUGUUUGAAAGAGGCCCCAUCUUCACCACUGCGAGGCAGCUGGUGCAUGCCCUGGCAAUGCACUAUGCCGCUGGGGCUCUCUUUAGAGCAGGCUGGGUGGUUGGAUCUCUGGAAAUCCUCGGCAGCCCUGCAAGUUUGGUGAGAAGCGUAGGGAAUGGGAUCGCUGAUUUCUUUAGGCUUCCAUAUGAGGGGCUGACCCGAGGCCCAGGAGCCUUCGUGAGUGGAGUUUCCAGAGGGACAACAUCAUUUGUAAAGCACAUUUCCAAAGGUACCCUCACGUCUAUCACCAACCUGGCCACAAGCCUGGCCCGGAACAUGGACCGGCUCUCACUGGACGAGGAGCACUACAACCGGCAGGAGGAGUGGCGGCGGCAGCUCCCCGAGAGCCUGGGCGAGGGGCUGCGACAGGGCCUGUCUCGGCUGGGCAUCAGUCUGCUUGGUGCAAUUGCUGGUAUAGUGGAUCAGCCAAUGCAGAACUUCCAGAAAACAUCUGAGGCUCAGGCUUCAGCAGGACACAAGGCCAAGGGUGUUAUCUCAGGUGUGGGGAAAGGAAUCAUGGGGGUGUUCACAAAGCCCAUUGGAGGAGCUGCUGAGCUUGUGUCACAGACUGGCUAUGGUAUUUUACAUGGAGCUGGACUUUCUCAGCUUCCCAAACAGCGCUAUCAGCCAAGUGAUCUACAUGCUGACCAGGCUCCAAAUAGCCAUGUCAAAUAUGUCUG
Messenger RNA from Galeopterus variegatus (Sunda flying lemur), 8662 nucleotides. RefSeq names its product vacuolar protein sorting-associated protein 13B. Lineage: Eukaryota; Metazoa; Chordata; Mammalia; Dermoptera; Cynocephalidae. The record is from RefSeq and is a predicted model, not a curated record. The annotation marks the transcript as partial. The transcript has 41 exons.